AUGAGUGAUUACUUGGCGAAAAGUCCCGGAACGCCCCACCGCACCGCAGGUCACUCCAGGGCACCAUCAGCAUCGCCUUUGGAUAUAGUGCCGUAUGCAGGGUUUCUUUUCCCGGACGUUAGGGCCAUUUACACUCUGAAAUUGCACGAAAUUCCUGAAAUAGCCUGCAGCGAAGUGACGCUUUUUGGGUUCGAAAUCUAUAUCGUGGAGCAGUGGGCGCUGGAACGCAGACACUCCACGAUUAUUACAUCAUAUACGGGAAACUCGCAAGACAUCGUUCGAGCCGUCAAAUUUGCGCUCCCCGAGUUGCAAGAUAACUGGCCCAUUCUGUUCCGUGAAUACUACGAAGAACUUAUACAGUACUCUGCUCCCAAAUGGACAGAAGACGGCACGCUUUUCGUUAGUACGUCAUCUCAGAUCCCCUCUGCACUAAACUUACUUCAUGUCGAAUGUGGCGAUCUCCGCAAAAUUUGGGACGUCUUCAAGGUCAAUAUAGAUCUUAAGCGGCUCCAUUGUGGUGGCCGUUCUGCGCUUUUAUUAUGCGAGCCGUCAGGCGCCUCGUGCGAGAAGUUCACCCAGCUAUACAAAGUUGCAGCGCCUGCUGCGAGUUCGCAGGAGCAGGAAUACAGUUAUUCUACUCACGCAGUGCUGGAACUCGUGACAUUGGUGCAGAUUUCGCUAACCUAUUUCAGCCUACUCGAUCCCAAGUAUAAAGACGGCAUUCUCUGCACUUUCACGGAAAAUGCCAUUAAAGAAUGGUGGUCUAUGUAUGGAACUCUCUACCUAGGCUGUGAUAGGCCCCGUCAUGAGGGCCCAUUGGGCCCCACAACCGUCGCAGGACUAAUCAGCCUGGUGCUGACCAUUUUUUUCAAAUUAACAGUCCUGAACUGCAUGCCCACGAAGGAGCCUUACGAUGAAAGUUCUUUCCGCAGUGGUGUUUAUUUGUUCCAAAAAAAGUUUGGCCUUUUCAAAGCAAACAUAAAGACGCUUUCGGCUUUGGAUCCAAUAUUGGUAUCUAAACUGUUUGAAGUGAGGCCAAAAGCGUCGAAUACCGACAUUUUCAAAAUCAAAAAAGCUGUUAAAUCCACUGUUCAGGAUAUUGCCGGUAAGGGCAACCCGAUGCAACUAUCCAAUGAUAUCUUGACUACCGAUCUCGAUUUUUUAACGAGAAACGUACAGGGGAAUAUGCUUCACCUUCUUUGGCACGGGAAAGGUGCAAAGCAGUCUUCCCAAAGAAAAAGGCCAAAAGAAACUUUUAGUCAUGUUUUAUUUCACAAAGGAGACCCUACUGAUGAGAUUCUUAAGUCCAACAUUUUUGCCACAAAGUUGAGCAACGAGAUAUGGGCUAAUUCUCAGGUGAAGCUAAGCCCUCGUGAGAAUUAUAAAGCCUUCGAUAUCGAGCAUUCGUCUGCGCAAAGCGAACGCUUGAGUGAUAACGGGAAAGAUGCUAUGGAGAAGAAGAAAAAAGAGAUCAGCAUCAAUAAUGAGGACGCAUCUUUUCGGAUGGAAUUGCACCGGAGAUCAUCCGCGCCACUUCUCCCACCCGAUGUGAACCUUUUGCAGAUAGACUACGAAAACAUUCCCGAGUCAUCGGUGCCCCCUAGCAUCAGAAAAAGAAGUCGAUUCAGUUUCUCGCUGGUACAAGACGCGGUGGAGAUAUGGAGGUAUCCCUUUGAUCCAUCACCUGUCAGAAGUGCUCGAAAUGUUGUAAGUAUGGAAAAGAGUCUGAAAGCGCAUUCCAAAUCUUUACAUGAAGAACAGGAGCACACCGGCAAAGAAGCAGCUGAUAAGCGCGAACCACUGAGAAAAAUCAGCGCUGUCUUAAAUAGCAAGCAGCAGGAACUGAAGCAAAUGCAAGACGCUCUUUCUGGUAAACGUUCAUUGGUCCUUAGCGACAUGUCUGAACUGGAUUCCCUAGCUUCCAAAUUAAAAUAUGACCUUCGAAGUUUGGAAACUCGCAUGAGAGAUGUUGAUGAGCGUGUGUCGCAGUUCCGCUCCAAGAUUGGUAAUAUGGCGUGGUCUUUGGAACACAGUAAGACCAACCAUUUAAUGACAUCGUCGCUUUAUAGCAACCCGAAGAAACUUGAUGGUUACGCUCGGGAAAUUUUGGAGCGGGCAAAUGGGUUCCGAUCGAACGGGGUCAUAUUAAAACUUUGGAAUAAAGCUGGCAACUUCUCAUCGCCCUUUUUGCGGGAAGUGCAUCGCUUUUGGGUCUAUUUAUGCAAACGGCUGGUUCCGCAAAAGCUAUCCGGACAAUACCCAGCCGAAGCGGCCCAUGAAUAG
Messenger RNA from Lachancea lanzarotensis, 2283 nucleotides. It is a transcript of the gene STB2, whose product is annotated as LALA0S06e03730g1_1. The transcript has a single exon. The record is from RefSeq and is a predicted model, not a curated record. Bases 1 to 2283 code for a protein of 760 amino acids. Gene Ontology annotation, cellular component: Sin3-type complex. Lineage: Eukaryota; Fungi; Ascomycota; Saccharomycetes; Saccharomycetales; Saccharomycetaceae.